This is a messenger RNA of Apiotrichum porosum, 669 nucleotides long. RefSeq lists its product as uncharacterized. NCBI's taxonomy places the organism in Eukaryota, Fungi, Basidiomycota, Tremellomycetes, Trichosporonales, Trichosporonaceae. The coding region runs from base 1 to 669 and encodes 222 amino acids. The record is from RefSeq and is a predicted model, not a curated record. The transcript is spliced from 2 exons.
AUGACCUUGACGCCUACGCGCUCGUCGUCGCCGCCGACGGCGCGGACACGCAACAACAAUGCCAACGACGCGCAGCGGCGCGACUCGACAGGCUCGAUCCUGUACUAUGCCGACCACCAGCCGCCGUCCCCGACAGACUACAUGCGCAGUCGGAUCCGGCGCGUGGCGCGGCUACGCCUGAGCGGGCGGCUCAGGUUGAACCUGCACCCGACGACCCAGCGCUACAGCCACGCGCAGCCGGCCGAGACGGACGGCGAUGGGGACGGGGACAGUAUCAGCAUUAUCGAGCGGGACAUGGACGACCAGCUGUCGCCGCUUGACAGGCUGCAGUCGCGGUUCUCGGACACGAGCGUGAGCGACCUGGGCAAUGACGAUAACGACGACGACGAUGACGAUGGUGGUGGUGAUGAUGAUGACGACGACGACAAUGUGAACGACAAGGACGAUGGCAACGAAAAUGGAAUAGACGACCGCGGGGACGCGAUAUCGACGUGUGGCGACCUCGUCGACAUGGACGCGCACCGCACCAGCCCGCACCGCAAGUCGGGCUGGUCCUCGAUGCCCGACAUGGCGCUCCUGCGCCGCCUGCGGCGGCUCAGUCACCGCUACAGCAUCUCCACCUCGGGCGCCACGGGUGGUGCUCGUACCGGUGCUGAUGCUGUCUUGUGA